CUGCUUGUAAACAGAAGCUCACACGUGACAUCGAGAGCCGAUGUGCGUCGCUCGACGGCAUUGUCUGAGAGCGGACAAAGAGCUGCACAUUCAGACAGCGCGAGCAUCGGGCAGGUGAGCGGCCAGGUGUCAUGGCAACGGACAUUAGCUGCAGCAAUAUGAGGCCGACCUCUCUCCUUCGAUUAGACCGCGGUGUCCGAGUACGUUUGGCUGCUUGAACUUCUUCAUGUCGGAAUCCCAAAUCCGACCAUUUGGAGGAGGGACAACGACGUUGGCUGCGCUUUCGGCCGCUCACACGCAACAGACAGCGGGUUAACAAAGCAAGAAAGCCUUUGUGUCAUCUCUUAAUCUAGCUCGUCGGUUUGUUCGCUGUAGCUCCGCCAAAUCUUACUUUAUGGUUUUUUUUUUAAAUGUGGGGUCUGCUGUCGGUGGCUACGAGUAGCAUUUAGCCUCGACAUCAGGGAAGAUUUUUUUUCUCUGGCUAACGCAUAUCUAAGUGUCUUUUUUUACUGGCUGGAUGAGAUGUCAUUCAUCAUGGAGGAUAACUUGGAGUCCGGAUGGGUGUCCGUCCGGCCCAAAGUCUUCGACGAAAAAGAGAGACAUAAAUUUGUUUUCAUUGUGGCCUGGAACGACGUCGAGGGAAAGUUCGCCAUAACCUGCCACAACAGAACCGUGCAGAGACGGAGCACUUUACUGGACGUCGACUGUGGCCCAAACGCUGGGCUUCCUCCCACCGGUGCCUGCGUGGCUGAAAAACACACAAAAAGUCCCUUCACGGCGAAGAAAGAUGGAGUCUGCCAAGUGGGUAAAGUUAGACCGCACUCUGUCCCCAAAGGGAAACCCGCAACAAAUGCUAACGCAGACAGGAAGACUUUAAAAGCCGGUAGUUCAAAGUCAUAUGAGUGCGUAAGUCACACUUUAGGGUCAUGGGACGUUGUGACACCCAAGAUAACGGAUAUGGAGAUCCUGGAGCCAGUGGAUGUCAUGCUGUCUCCGGAUGAUGCAGACCCAGGUGACAUCGAGGCCAGUAACCGCGAAGACUUCAGCUGGGCUGGACUGUUCUCCUUCCAGGAACUGAGAGCAGCCCACCUCCAACUAUGCGCCGUCAACUCGGACCUAGAGCCUUGUUUGCCCUCUUUCCCGGAGGAGCAGUCCGGCGUGUGGACUGUCCUUUUCGGUCCGCCCGGGAUGUCACAGCGGGAGACGGACGCCCUGUGCUAUCAGUUGCAGGUGUACCUGGGUCAUGCCCUGGACACCUGCGGCUGGAAGAUCCUCUCACAGGUGCUUUUCUCAGAGAGCGACGACACCGAGGAGUACUACGAGAGUCUGAGUGAGCUGAGGCAGAAAGGCUAUGAAGAUGCUCUGGAGAGGGCCAAAAGACGCAUGCAAGAGGUGCUGGAUAAACACAAAGCGAUGGACAGCAUGGUGGAACUGCUGCAGGUGUACCCGGAGGAGGACGAAGUGUAUGGAGAGCUGCUGGAAGCCACAACUCAGCUCUAUCACUACCUGCUUCAGCCCUUCAGGGACAUGAGGGAACUGGCAAUGUUGCGCCGACAGCAGAUUAAGAUUUCUCUGGAGACUGAGCGACUCGGCCCUCGUCGUGUGGAGAGCCUGAGAAAAGAGGACGAGGAGUGGCAGAAGAAGGCUCACGCCGCAGUGCUUUCCAUUCAAGACCUGACUGUCAAGUUCUUUGAAACCACAACUCGAUCUCAGAAAGCUCUGUACGAGAGGAUGCGAGCUGACCAGAGAAAGUUUGGAAAGUCAGCGUGGACAGCGGCGGUUGAACGCAUGGAGCGGCUGCAGUUUGCCGUUUCCAAAGAAACUCUGCAGCUCAUGAGGGCCAAAGAAAUCUGCCUGGAACAGAGGAAACAUGGCUUGAAGGAGGAGAUGCAGAGUCUACAGGGUGGGGAGGAUGCCAUGCUUCGCCUGGACCAGCUGGAGGCGCUGUACUAUGAGUUACAGCUGCAGCUAUAUGACAUUCAGGCCGAGGUGCUGCGCUGCGAGGAGCUGCUGCUCACUGCCCAGCUGCAGAGUCUGCGCAGGCAGAUGACAGAACGACAGGAUGAGGUGGUGUACUACGAUACCUUUGAGAGUCCUGAUGCCAUGAAGGGUGUAGAAGACCCCACGACCCCACCGUCACCCCUCAGAGAAGAAGAACUCUGCGCCCUGCAGCAGAGGACCCGGCAGCUCGAGGCCCGCAGGGGCCGCAUUACUGCCAAGAAAGUCUACCUCAAAAAUAAGAAGGAAAUCUGUAUCAUCAAUCACAACCAGAAGAUACAACAGCGCCAAGGUAGCCACAUUGACAGCAAAUCCCUGCAGGAGCUGCAGCAGGGAGAUGAAGAUGAUGAAGCUAAGCGAAAUGCCAGAGUGAGUCAGGAGAGGCAGAGGACACUUGACAGGCUUCGCAGCCUCAAACAGAGGUAUCCAGGCCAGGUGACUCUGAAGUCAAGCCGCCUGCGCCUGAGUCAGACUCACAGUCGGAGGCGUGCUGGGCAGCAGCCUAGCACCCAGGCUGCCGGCGUUCAGACCGACUGCAUCUCAGAUCUCCCAGAACUCUCUGCUCCUCUCCCGCUGGACGCGUGCGGCUGUGACAGCGUCUCUUUACCUGCAGUCGACCUCCAAGGCCUCGAUCCCUCGCCUCCCUUCCUCUCGCUGCCCCCCCUCUCAGCCACGCCGUCAAACUUUUCACUGGGUCCCCCUCCCCCGCCUCCACCGCCUCCUCCUCCUCCCCCGCCUCCUCCACCACUUCCCACCUCAGAGGACGACCAGCAGAAGAACCUCACAGCCGUCACGCUUCAACACCAGAAAGGCGAGUCUGACUCCACCUCGCUCCCGCUGGCUCCAUUUUCCCCUCGAUUCUUUGACAGCAGCCAGCUGUUAACAGCGAGGAAAAAGCUGCGGAAGACGGCUUCUCUGGACUCGUCGCAGUGGAGGAGAGCGAGCUCUCCCAUGGAUGAGGUGCUGGCCUCACUCAAGCGGGGCAGUUUCCACCUGAGGAAGGCUGAGCUGCGGGUCUUGGGCCCGGAUCCGGAUGACGACAGCAACAAUAUCCUGGCUCAGAUCCGACAGGGCGUCCGGCUUAGGAAGGUACGGACCAGACCGGAGCAGCAGCGUCAUCCCAAAAGCUUCCCCCACUCGGCCGACGCUCUGACCCGCAGCAUUCACGAGGCUCUGAGGAGAAUCAAGGAGGCCUCUCCUGAGUCAGAGUCAGAGGAUGAAGGUCUUCCCUGCACUGACUGGGAAAACUAAUGCGGUUCAUCAAAGGAAUCUUUUAACCCCCCCACCUUUUUGUUUUUUUAACACAAAGAGUUUAAACAAAGUGAAACCAAGUUAAGCAGGCAAGCCAGGGUUAAGUCACCUGGAGAUUUCUUGGUGCAAUUUGAACAAAAACCCUCGAUUUUUCUUUUUUUAAUAUAUAUUAGAGGAUUUUUUCUUACUCAUGUACGCUGUUUGUAAAGAUGGACCACUAAUCUUUUUUUUUUUUUUUUAUGUCAUUGCUGUGGCUCUCUGGGCGAGGAUACAACCUCUGACCUCUCAUCACGUCCGAGUCGUACUGUAGCUUGCUGUGACGGGUUUGUUUGAGGACACGAAUUUUGCUCACAGUGAUGGUAAACCUUCAGUCUGAGCGUUUACAUUUUACUACACAACAAGCAUUUGUACUGUACAUCUUUUUAAAGGAAUAGUUGGACUGAGUACAUACGAGAGUGGUAUUAACAUUCAUAUUUACAAAAUCGCCAAACUUUGUCUUUGAGAUGAUGUUUUGUGUAAUCACCCACGCAGUUUAUCGGAAUCAAUUUGAACGUCUAGCAUCUGUUUUAGGGCUUUAGAACUGUGAAAGCACCUGAUUGCAGUACAAAGUGCCCCCAAAUACUCUGAGGGCUGUUAGAAAAUAAUCCAGUCAUCUUGCAAAUGUGUAAAAUCUCUGUUUACCUGCACCUCACACAGGAUGAGACAGCUCGACUGGUCAUCAAAGACAAACGCAAACUUGUAGAUUUGCUGCUUUUCAGCUCUAAAUAUGUGUGAGACUAACAGACCUGGGGCCAGAUUUACUCGAUGUGAUGCUACUAAUGCAAGAAUGUGCUGAUAAUGCUCAUAAUGUGCAAAUCUAACCACCAGUUCAACCAUUGCAGUCUCCUGAGGGCAGUGUAAACGAGUGGGUCAAAAACAUGCAGAGCGGACGAGGAAGCAAGUAAUCCAGCAAGUGUAGGUUUUCACUCUAAAACAGCAUGGUAAUACAAAUCAAGGACGAGCAGCUGAAGGAGAAUCUAUAUGUUUUGAGACAAAGGCGAACUCUUCUGUUAGAACUAGAUGAAGUCUGCGUGGGAUCUUGGAAUUUGGGACAGCUGUUCUUGGGAUAAUGGUUUCAGGCAGGACCAGAGUAAGGCCAACCCCAAACCAUCUGUCUGUUAGCGAAUUUACUGUAACUGUAAAUGUGCUCAUGACUCUGUUUCACUCCUGCAUGCUGCGUGAGGCUGCUCUUAUUCAGAAAAAAAGACUCAAAUAGGUUCAAUAAAAUGACAAAUUCAACUCAAAAAUGCCUGAACUUAAAAAGCGUAUUAGGGUCAUGGUGGUUCAUAUAUGUACACAGACUUGUGGUACAUUUUUUAGAAAAAAGUGUCAAAUGUACGAGGAAAAAAGAUGCAAAAAUUUACGAGAAUAAAACUCGGAAAAAGGAAUCUGUCGUUACACGUUUCCAGGUUAAGUUAGAAGAAAUUCAGAUAUGUGAACUCCUGGGACUAAUAAGCCAUACAGAUAUGUUAUUAGAACACCAAUAGUGCCUUUUUUCAAGCAUACCAAACCAACUCCAUGCAUUUAAAAGUCAACCUCUGACCUGUACAGACAGCACUGGAAUCAUAAAGUUCAACACUGACAAAAGAUGUUCAUAUCAACAGUAACUUUGUUCUCAUAUAUGUCACCAACAUGUAGAUUCUGGGUGGUCCAUUGCUGCAAAUUGUUAAAAAAUAAAAAUAAAAAAGCUUAUAAGGAAAUUAUAUUAAAGGUUCUCUUAACUGAAAGUCAUUUAGUAAUUUCCCUUGUAAAACUUGCCAAUUAUUGAUAACAAUAGAAGCACGUUUUUACAUAUGGUUUGAUUAACGGGAUACGUAUGUAUUAUACGUUUCGGCAUUACACUUUGCAGACGGUCCCAGUGUUGUUAGUCCAGGUCAGAACAUCACUUGCGUGUCUUUUUAUGAACAUGCUGGAAAAACGGUGUUGUUGUUGUUCUAAUGAGUUAUUGAUCCCAGAAGAUCAGCUGAACCUUGAAAAGUAAAAGCCACAAUUUUUCGAGUUUUUCUCUUAAAUGUGUCGCUUUUUUUCUUCUUUGCACUCUGAACUGAAAAAUCUGUCUAAUACAUAAACGAUAAAACCAGCCACAAAGAAAACCUGCCGGCGUCUUUUAGCUUGGUGCUGAUGUAGACCCGUAGCACAUCUGGCCCCUGGUGUUCCUUUCAUAGUCACACUGUAACACUGUAAUCAUCAGCACACAAAGAGCUGUGGUUUUACAUAACAAGCUUUAUCUGUUGUUGUGCAUCCUCCACUUCUUUUAUAAGGAUGCCGUUAACACCAGGUCAGUAUUUUGACAGAUGUAUACCUGUAUGACAUUUCUAUUUUAGCUCCAUUUGAAGUAUAAAUGAUUUCUUGAAUGUAGCUUUGGAUGUUUUCUGUGUUUGGCAGAGUUUACUGUCCACCUUACAGAUGGAAAUAUUGUUGGGACCAGAUUCCCUUUCAUUUAUUACUUUGAUCUUGAUUCAUCAUUGACAAAUAGCAGAACCAAAAAGCAAAAAAAAGUAGAUAUGAAUCACUAUAAUGGAGCUCGGCUCUUUAGAUACAGAUCCACAGAUUGUUAUCGGUCUAGAAUUUCACAUUCUCUAAAAUAAGAGUUUGACUGACAUUUCUUUCCUGUUUAUUUCUGCUUUUGUGCUAGCAAACAAAUUCAUCUUAAUUUUAAAAUAUAACUGCCUUUUAAUCUCUUUAUCGUGUUAUUUUUUUAAAGAAUUCAACAGUGCAAAAUUGAUCUGGCAAAAAGAAAAUAUUGACUAAUAUCGGUAAAAUCGUUGGUUUUUUUGUUUGUUUUUUUGGGGGGUAGCGUCAGUCAAGAGGAGCCGAUAUCAGCUGGUAGUGUAAUGAUAUUUGGCCGAUAUGUUGAAAUUUUAGAAUUUUAUUUGGGUUUUUUUGUUUGUUUGUUUUUUGUUUUGUUUCUUUUUUCUGUUUCAUUUAGCAUGUGAUAGUUAGCUGCACAAUAGCUAACCGUAACCUGGAUAUUUGACACAUUUGAAGACAUUGCUUUUGGCUUUAGGAAACGGUGAUGGGUGUUCUUCCUUCUUGUCUUUAUUUUUUACUAUUAUCUCCACACAAUGAAAAUAACCAGCAUAUUAUUUUGUAAUAAUUCAGAUGCUUUACACGGUGUGGCAGGGAUUCAUAGAGGAGCUUUAGGAGAAUGUGUGACGUUUCUAUUUAUUGUGCUGCGCUCAUGUGUUGUUUUUACUGUCAGUUUCCUCACCUGAGAGAUGCUGUCUUUCCACUGCCUUCUUUUAUGAAAGAUGUUUUCCGAGCUUGCUUCCUUACCUUACUUACUGGAGUUGUUGAUUGUGUUGAUGUGUGUGUGUGUGU
Pelmatolapia mariae (spotted tilapia) is the source of this 6609-nucleotide messenger RNA. It is a transcript of the gene jmy, whose product is annotated as junction mediating and regulatory protein, p53 cofactor. Gene Ontology annotation, cellular component: cytoplasm; nucleus. The transcript has 10 exons. Gene Ontology annotation, molecular function: transcription coactivator activity; Arp2/3 complex binding; actin binding. Gene Ontology annotation, biological process: Arp2/3 complex-mediated actin nucleation; positive regulation of apoptotic process; intrinsic apoptotic signaling pathway by p53 class mediator. NCBI's taxonomy places the organism in Eukaryota, Metazoa, Chordata, Actinopteri, Cichliformes, Cichlidae. The record is from RefSeq and is a predicted model, not a curated record. Bases 523 to 3249 code for a protein of 908 amino acids.